UCUCGAUGUCGGCGCGGCCGCUCCUCCGAGGGGUCUCCCCGCUCGGCGCGCCGUGUUUUUGUUGGACUAUUUCGUUCCGCGGGACGUGAAGUCUCUGUUUGAGGAAGUGCUCGCGCGUACACAGGAAGCGAACCUCUCCUCUCCUUCCUCCCCGAGUCGGAGCGCGCGCGGCGCAUCGCGUCCCGCGCUGCCCAAACAUUCGCCGACUCGCCGUCAGCGAAGAAAGUCGGCCGGUUUUCGGGGAUCCGACCGCAACCACGUGGACUACGUGUGCCCGCCCCGUCGUGAGUGCGCCGCGACGACGGACAGUGCUUGCCGUCUGGGAGUGUGUAACCCCGUGUGUUUGUGCUGUGUGUGCCCCCGCGGGAGGGAGGGCACGUGGAGUCGUCUGCCUACGCACCGGUGCCCCAUAUCGUAUGAUUGUGGAAGCGUGGUCACUGGUGCGCGCGACCACCCGUGGGGACGACCGGUUCGAACGUGGGUCUUUGGAGCGCGUACGCGCUCUUCCCCAGCAUGUACCGCUACUACUCUUCCCAGUGAGGUAGAGCCCGGAUGUAGCCCUUCGUUUGGUUCUCUAAGCCGGGAAAGACUUGGGGACAAGUGUUAACGUAGAAGCUGCGACGUUUCCCACGAAGUGAUGCGCCGAUGAACCUUUGUGUGAUCGUCGGAAGGAUAACACCUCGAAGCUUUUGUGACACUGCGUUAGACAAGAUUUCACGUGCGCGCGAUUCGGGCAAGGCUUUGUCGCCACUGAAUUCCAUGGACAAGAAGGAACAGGAUUGAAUGUUCGGUGAUUGUAACGGUCAUGUUGUGAAGAGCACGCACGUUGCAAAACUCUUUCUUAGCACUGCAAUCGAAAGAGUACGCCCCCUUGAACAAUUGCACCGAAGACGAGCGCUACACGCCGAAGUGACCGGAAGUAGCAUGGUCGGUUUCUGGGAGAGCCGUUGUUGCACCGAGGGAACCGUUGCGUUACAAUGAAUGGAGAUUUUUUAGAGAUUGCGUCAGCGGCGAUAGCUAUAUUGCCGUAUCAUGAUUCGAGAGCCGUUCGAGCACAGCGUACCACAUUGAGGUAAUAAAAGUCUCAAACGACGUCCAAAGACUUUAUCGCUUGGUUGUCUUCUCCCGAGCCUGCCCUUUCUCAAGAUGAAGUGCAGUUCGUGCUCGGCGGAAACCGUUAUCUGAGUUCAUCAUCAAUAAGAAGCCAACGCAAAAGGAAAAAAAACAAAACAACAAUAACUCUGUUUAAUCGCUUUUUUUUUUUCCUAAAAAAGAAGGCAAAAAGGUGACUUUUCUUUAAGUCACUGCACCCCCCAGAGUCUGACUAAACCAAGCGUUCGUAAACAAACUCAGUGGAACUCGUUCGCGAAGAUUGAAGGCAGGAAGUAGUAUGCCAAAACGUCUCAGAGGAAGAGGGUAUGGGCAGGAACUAGUGUCGGAAACUUUUCUGUGCUUAUCCUUCCGCGACGAGGUGGGACAACCUGCAGCAAGCAUGGAUUUCUCGCGGAAUUCGUCGUGAUCGGGCAAGCGAGACUCUCGGUCCUUCCCGUCAGCGAGGGACAGGAUCAUUCUCUGUUGUCCCCCAUGGCUUCUGUGCGCGGCGGAAGGCCGGGACUCUUGACUGUGCUGCCGCUUUCGUCGACCUAUUCGACCGCCCUGUGGGAACUCGCACGUCGCGGUGGCCUGAACAGAUCCAGCACGACCACGACGUUGCCCAAGUUGAGAUCUUCCACCGACGGCAAGUUGGAACGCCUGCUGCAGUAUGAGCAGUACCUGUCGCAGCUGGCAUCAGCGACACCCAAACACCACCCCGACUACAACGAUCUCUCCAAAGCAGCGCAGAAAGCCAAAAGCAUGGUGAGGCGGGGCGACUCGAGCAAAGAGGAAACGGACCUGGACCGGAUUCAGGAUCUGUUUCCGAGCGACAACCUCCGAUUGCACGACCGAGAUCCUCUGUCCCCGCGGAAGGGAUUGCUUCGCACAAAAUCGGCUGCGGCCUCCAAACUACACCGAGCGCUUUCGGGAAAGUCCAAAUCCGUCAGCGACAUGGUGUCGCCUAGCAAGGACGGCGGCGUCAUGGUCGUGGACGGAGGACGGUUGGGAGGAAACUGGGUCCGCUACUUCAUCAUGGACGGACCGGCUCAGUUCUCGAUUGGUCUCCAAAACCAGGAGCGACACCUGUUCCUCCUCAGCGAUGUCUUGCUAAUCGCAAAACCAAAGUCGUCUGGGAGCUACAAGCUGAAAGAGAAGGUUCGAACCUGCGAGAUGUGGCUCUCCAACUGCCUGGCGGACGUGAGCGAGUCGACCAGAUCCGUCGACACGUCUUUCGUCAUCGGCUGGCCCACGACCAACGUCGUCGUUACCUUCAGCUCUUCAGCGACGCGGGAUUUGUGGCACAACCAGUUCACGCAGCUUAUUGCUGACGCAAAAGAGAGAGAAGGGCGACAACUCCUUACAUUGCAAAUCAGCUACUGGGACCCCAUAUCUCAACAAGACUAUCUUGAGACCAUUGAAGUCAACAACACACACAGCACCAAGGACUGCAUUUUCCUUUGCACCCAGAAGCUUGAUGGGUCCUUCAACUCUGAGGAGUUCCAGCUGUGGGUCAAGAGUGGCAAGGAGGAGUCUCCCUACCCACUAAUCGGCCACGAGUACCCAUACUGCAUCAAGAUGAACUUCAUGCGGGAGUUCAUGCAGAGCUCCAACCUCGAUCUGUCCUGUCUCUCGGACGUCAUCAACGCCACCAAAUGUGUCUUCAUCCUCAGGAGAAACUACCACAAGGUCACACUCAAUGAGGCUGAGAAGCCCAAGAAAGCUCGAAGACCUACCAUCAUCAACUGGCCAUUCAAGAAAGCACCUUCCAAGCAGUCCUCUACAGACUCUGGUGGCAGCGUGUCCCCCGUUGUGGGCAACCUGUUCGGCCAAGAGCUGAGCAAAAUCUCUCCAAGUGGAACACUCCCCAAGCCUGUCAUGAUGCUCCUGAAGCAGCUUUUUCUGCGAGGACCCUUCACGUACGGCAUCUUCAGAAAGUGUGGGAACGUCCGUUCGAAGCGGGAACUUCAGGCACGGCUUGAAGAGGACCCGGACUACAACCUCAGCGACGUUCCGAUUCAUGUCGUUGCAGCAACCUUCAAGGAGUUCCUUGGCUGCUUGCCCGACUGCUUACUUCAGAGGGGCCUUUACAGCGAGUGGCUGAACGUGCUACGCGUGGAGCCAGAGUGGAAGAAGAGGGACUUCACUAUCAGUCUCUUGAAGAGGCUUCCCCCAGCCAAUGUGGAGCUCCUACGCCACAUCCUCUGCGUGCUUUGGCACAUCAGCCACCGGAGCAACGAAAACAAGAUGCCGCCUUCCAACCUGGCUGUCUGCAUUGGUCCAAGUCUGCUCAGCGCCAAGCUGGUCGAUGGCUAUCACUCUAUCACUCUUCAGUCCGAGAUAUCGGAGCAAGUGCCCCAGCUGGUGGAGUACCUCAUCGAGCACAGCGUGGACAUCUUUGGAAAGGAUUUUCUCGAGCUUUUCGGAGAAGCACCACAAAAGGAUCCGUCUCUUCAGGACUCUGGGGCCGAGGAGUCUGACAGUCCACACAGCCUGCAGGAAAGUGGAAGUGCUUUCCGAAGGGAUGACUCUUCCAUCGACAGCCUUGAAAGGGCUCUCAUGGAAGACUCUAGUCCAAAGCUGCCAAACAGAACCAAAGUGUCCCUCACGAACCUGAGCAGGGACUCUGGCCUCACCCUGAGUGACACCCAGCUAUACACUCCUGAGGAUGAAGUGGAGAUGGACAACGCCAGCUCUGCACUUCAGGGCAUGACCAAAAGUGUGCCACACCUGGAAGCAGUUGGCGUGCAAGAGUGCAUUCACAGCCGGAGCAAUGGUGUCAGCAUAGAUGGUUCCUGCAUAGAUGUCGUCCGGCGACGGAAAUGUGGCGGUGAAGUCUCUAGAAACUCUCGUCACUUAAGUCCUUGUGCUGUGUCCGGCUAUUAUGUCCGCUCUUCUCCUAUCCUGAGGGAUUUGAGAUCUCAGCAGCUCCAGUAUUCGAAGUCGUGCAACUACCGCGAUAACGACCCUAACGAGGAUGAUGUUUUGGCCGGAAACGACACACUGGUUCGGUGGCGAAAGAACCGCGGUCGCCAGCAGGGUGGCACUGCUGUGUCUUCAUUAAAUGUGGACCGUCCUUGCAGCAACCUAAUCAGGAGUGCAUCAGAGGAAAGCCUUCUCCAGAAGUACAUGGGAGAGGAACUGCCAAAGAGGCGACCCCAGCACUGCAAGGGGAAGGCUCCUCGGCCACCACUGGAAGGAAGCAAUUGGGAGAGAACGAAGAAGACAGACAGCUCGGUGGCCAUGCCUGAUAGACAUGCCUUGUGGUUUGCGAACCAAAUGAACAGUGUAGACUGGAAGCGCAGCCAGUCUACAUCCAAGAUCGAUGAGAUUGACCACUGCCAAGACGUCCCGUCGUUGAACCCAGUCUCUAAUCAGGACAUCCCGCACCUCUGCCAAGUCAAUACCAGGCCGCAAGAUUCGAGAUUCCAACCGGCGGAUAUGCUUGCUCAAGUCCACACUCCUCCUCGUGUGAACAGUGUCUGCAGUUCUUCGUCGGAGGCAAGUCAAAGGUCCCACCGGUCUCUCGAGUCAAACCGCUCGCACGAGUCCAGCCACUCGGCCCAUUCCGUCAGAUCACAAAGCUCAAGUCGGUCACGGGCCAGUCCGGGCAGACGACAGUCCCCAAGCUGCACGCUGGCAUCAGUCCAUCGGUCACCCACCAGCAAGCCCAUGGAGCCUCCCAGCUACCAAGAAGCCAUGACCCGUCGUACCCUUUUUCGGAGGUCGCAGGCAGUGUCCCAUGCAGACGAUUCCUUCCCCGAAGAACCUCCGAUGGAACCUGCUCCUUCUCUUGGAUCCAAGGCUCGACAGCUUUACGAAGAGUCUCUGAAGAUCUAUAAUGAAAAGCUUGACGAAGGCAGUGAGACCCAUCAUGCAAUCCUCGUCAAGGUCGACAGCAGUGACGAGGGGAUCUCUGAGAGUCCUCCGCCGCCUUUGCCACCGAAACCUCAUCAAAGUGUGCACCGCACAGUGAGUGAUGGUACUGGCAUCCGGCUCCGGCACCACCCACCUGUUCAUGUCAAGGACUCUCAGCUGGUCAACCGUGGGAAGUGUGUGGUGGUAUCUUCCUUCCAUGACCGUUGCCAAAACCAGGCCCUUUAUGACUUUCCCAAAGAGAUCAGCUGGAGUGUGGCUCAGCUACGGAGCCUCUUCAGCAAGCAAUCUACAGCCAAGGAUGGGGUCAACAGCCAACCAGAUUCAUUGUGUUCUGGUCAUUCACGGACAGAAUCUGUGGGGAACUCCUGCACAGGUGGUGAAGAGUCCUACGUGUAAAUACUCGCGGUGCAAGCACACAUUUGGAUGUGUGCCCAUUACUCUUGUUUCUAUGCGGGUCACUCAGGCAUGUUAUUGCUCAUUUUGAGCCAUGUAACAACGCUGAGGUUGUUCUAUGACUCCAUAGGCAUGUGCGUGUCUGGGGCAUUUUUCAUGAAAGUUCUUGCAGGCUUCCACACUUCUGUAUUUAACUAAUUUGUCAUUCAACAUAAUCGAAACAUUGCAUGUAUUUGUGCCAAAUAGCCAAAUGUAAAGCGAUGACAGUGAUAGCUGCUUGUACAGAUAACAAAAUUGGCAGUGCCUCAUCCCAUUUUGUCUUUUUAUCUAAUGGUUCUCUUUGCAUUUUGUGUAUAGGCUGAGCUCACAUGUAAUACUUGUUCCCUGCUAAUGUUUUUUUGUUUUUUUUGAAAACUCAAAUGUAAAUAGAUUGAAAUAUAUGUGGGGUGCCUUAAAGAUAGCAUUUUUGUGUCAUUCUGAGAAGUGGAGAAAUGUUUGGGCACCGUUCAUGCUUGCAACAGUUGUUUCAACUGCCCAGCAUUGUCGCGUUGUAUUUAUGGCUCGCCUUUGUAAGAUGGCAACUGAAGAGUAUCAAAUGUAGAUAUUGACAAGAGCAAUAAACUUUGUACAUGUUUUGGUCAUCUUA
Molecule: messenger RNA, 6010 nt
Organism: Ixodes scapularis (black-legged tick)
Lineage: Eukaryota; Metazoa; Arthropoda; Arachnida; Ixodida; Ixodidae
Exons: 17
Coding region: 1585-5367 (1260 amino acids)
Biological process (GO): signal transduction
Molecular function (GO): guanyl-nucleotide exchange factor activity; GTPase activator activity
Source: RefSeq, a predicted model, not a curated record